UCUACUCUUUUCUGGCAAUUGUAAUUUACAUGGGCCUCUUGAAAGUACCUGCACUUACUGAUUACUGGAGAAAAGGAAGAUUAUACAGUCUUCCUUUUCCUCAGUCAGUUCUGUCAGGUCGGAAAUUUUUCUCAAUUGUUCACGGGCUUCAUCUAAGCAGUCCAGACGAGGAUGCUAAAAAUGAAAGUAAAAGAGGCACUGCUGAUUUUUACCGCCUGGGCAAGAUCAAGCCCAUCUACAUCGACAUUAGAAAUGCAUGUUGUCAGAAUUUCCAACCAAAUCAGCAUAUCUCCAUUGAUGAGAGAAUGGUUGCUUCAAAAGCUCUAGUGAUAUUCAAACAAUACCUGAAAAACAAACCUGUUCGAUGGGGCUACAAACUGUUUGUGCUUGCAGAUUCUCAAACAGGCUACAUGUGGGACUUUUUUGUCUAUGAGGGCAAAAGUGCACAAGCAUGCAAAAAGGGGUUGAGCUAUGACUUGGUUAUGACUCUUGUCAACACCUCUUUAUUGGGCACAGGGUACAAGCUCUUCGUGGACAAUUUUAAUACGAGCCCAGUUCUGUUUCAGGAUCUCCUGCAAAAAAAUAUAACAGCCUGUGGCACUAUCAGGACAAACGGACAGAGUUACCCCAAAACUACUGUCAACAUCCUGGACACCAAAGCUACCCGUGGCAGUAUCAGGUGGAUUCGGAAAGACCCUUUGCUUUUUGUCCAGUGGAGAGAUACCAGAGACGUCUUCAUGUGCUCCACCAUGCACACCGCCCAUGGAGAGGAGACAGUGACGCGUAGGGUGAAAGAUGAGGCAGGCCGUUGGACCAAGAUAGAUGUCCCCAUUCCACCAGCCAUCAAAGACUAACUACAACAAGCACAUGGGUGGAGUCGACCUGUCAGAUGCUCUGAUCGGCUAUUAUGAGGUUCUCCACAAGACAAAGAAAUGGUACAAGACUUUUUUUUUUACCAUUUUGUGGAUAUUGCCAUUGUUAAUGCCUUCAUAUUGUACAAAGCCCAGUGCAAGGCAAAGGCAGUAGUUCCUGUGCACCAGAAGGCAUUUAGGGAAACCCUAGUCUUGGAGCUAGCAGCUGCGGGAUCCACCAGGACAGCACAACAAGAAGAGAACAGGGAAGACCACCAUCGUUUGGUGCACAUCAGCAGUGGUGGGGAUAAAACUAAUGGCCGGCUGAGGUGCAGGAGGUGCCAAGCAAAAACCCCUAUAAAAUGUUCUACAUGUGACAUGCCCUUGUGCUUUCUGCCUGCUAGGGAUUGCUACAAUCAGUGGCACAUGGAGAAGCGCUGAGCUGUGUUGUGACUGUUUGUAAAAAAUGUAUAUAGUUUGUGUGCAUCUAGAAGAGCAUUUGU
Polypterus senegalus (gray bichir) is the source of this 1354-nucleotide messenger RNA. RefSeq names its product piggyBac transposable element-derived protein 4-like. Lineage: Eukaryota; Metazoa; Chordata; Cladistia; Polypteriformes; Polypteridae. The record is from RefSeq and is a predicted model, not a curated record. The coding region runs from base 30 to 854 and encodes 274 amino acids. The transcript has 2 exons.